Molecule: messenger RNA, 2597 nt
Organism: Sorghum bicolor (sorghum)
Lineage: Eukaryota; Viridiplantae; Streptophyta; Magnoliopsida; Poales; Poaceae
Exons: 6
Coding region: 172-2229 (685 amino acids)
Molecular function (GO): protein binding
Source: RefSeq, a predicted model, not a curated record
CCUUCCCCUCCCACCUUCCACGCGCGCGCUUCCGUUCGCCACCUCGCGGCAGGCCAAAGCAGGCGAGACCGCUAGGGUUUGCGCCGCCCGCUCGGCUUCAAGUUCGCCGAGGUGCAGCCUCGGCCUCGCGCGCACGACAGGUGUUCGACGGAAGUUGGGCCCCGCGACCCAAUGCCGAGCGGCGGGAGGCGGCUGCCGCCGUGGACGUCGCCGAGGAGCGCGGGGGCGGGGGCGGCGAGGUGGAGCCCUGCUGCUGGUACGCCCGCGGCCGCGGGUGGACAGCGCUCGGGCUCGGGCUACGGGACGCCGCCUCUGAGCGCGGGUUGCUUCGGCACGCGCGUCACGCCGCCGACGAGUGGGGGCGCGCGCGUCACGCCGCCCUCGACCGGGGGAUGCUCGUCGCGGCCGCCCAGGCCGCCGCCUUCCCUGGAUUCGCCCUACGUGCGGGCCAAGCAGGCGCAGAUAGUUGAAAAGGACCCCAACAAGGCCGUUCCAUUGUUUUGGGCAGCUAUAAACAGUGGUGACCGGACUGAGAGCGCAUUGAAGGAUAUGGCCAAUGUACUGAAACAAGCAAAUCGGGCUGAAGAAGCCAUUGAGGCAAUAAGAUCCUUUCGUGAUCGGUGUCCCUAUGAAGCUCAGGAGUCCCUUGACAAUAUUCUUCUAGAUCUAUACAAGAAAUGUGGUAGGACAGAUGAGCAGAUCGAAAUGCUGACAAUAAAGCUGCGAAUUGUUGAUGAGGAGCUAGCUUCUGGUCGGUGGAAAACAAAAAUGUCUAAAUCUCAUGGAAGGGUAGUCUACCUGUCUCUCAGAGAUGAAAAAGCAAGGCUAUUGGGGAACCUUGCUUGGGCCUAUAUGCAGUCCGAAAAUUAUGAGGGAGCAGAGAUGCUCUACAGGCAAGCUCUUGCUAUAGAAGCUGACUACAACAAAGAGUGUAACUUGGCCAUCUGUUUGAUGAAGACUGGAAAGGUGGCUGAAGCUAAAUACCUGAUUCAAGCUAUACCUUACAACUGUGAUGAUGAAAGUCAUGUGAAGUCUCUUUCCCGGGCUACUGAAAUGCUUAGGGAACUUGAAUUGCAAUCACUCCCCUCUCCCAUAACUCAGGCGAAGUCCAAAGAAUCACAGAUUUUUCUUGCUGAUGAUGUGGAGAUGCUUGUAGAUCUACAGCCACAAACACUAUCAACUCCUUUGAGUGAACUGAAAUAUAAAAGACCACAUAUUUCAGUUUCACAAAAUGCAGAGAAGCAUGAGAAUUGCAAUUCAUGGCUUCCAUCUCCCAUAACUCAGUUGAGACGUGAAGAACCACACAUUAUGGUUACUGCUGGUGCAGAAAAGAAUGAAAGCUUUGCAGAGUUCCAAGAUCUUUCUCGACUGUUCAAUGAUGCUGCUACACCUCAUUCAAUACUUGAGAAACUACGAAAGAGGCUAGUUAAAGAGGCACCAAAAAUCGGUAUUCAUGAUGAUCAGAUUCAGACUCCUAUUCCAACUGAAUGCUUGCCAAACUCUGAAAGAAACCUAGAUGCUAGUGAGACUCCCAUGCAAGAAGGGAAGCUAUUGACCAAAGGUGUUAAGAAAACAUGGGCUGACAUGGUGGAUGAAGAGGAACAACAAUUGGGUGAUGAUAAACCAUUGGCUGACAUGGUGGCGAAGGAUGAACAGCAAUUGGGUGAAAGCAAGUCAACACUUGGUGUGGGAACUACUGAACAAAAGGAGAGCAGUAAGCAUGCAAGUAAGCUGGAAUACAGAACACCAUUGGCCUCUCAAGAAAGCAGGACCCAUCAAAGACCAUUCAUGGGUGGUCAACUGCAAGGUUCUUCAGCAGCUUCAUGGAGACAGAAUGACUCCAAAAUCUCCAUGGAUAAGAACGUGAACCGGGAUCUUGUGAGGACUGCUCCGACAUGGAGCAAGCAUAAGGCACAAGACCACAACAAUCGAGUUUGGCAAAGGCUUGACACAGUUCAUCCCCAUGAGAGAGCCUCAGACACGAACCAAGUACCACGGAGAAGCAACACAUCUCAGCGCGCUCUUUUUCCUGACUGGAAAUCAAAGGGUGAAGGACAUGGCCAUGGUUGUGUUCUGUUUGAUGAUAACGAACGCACUCAGUGUUCCAGUCACGUUGAGGCCACUCAUCGCUGGCAUAAUAAUGAGGCAAGUACAGGGUCAUGGAGGCCACAGAACCGUCUGCGGGUCUUCCAGGAAAUCACAAAUGAGAUCAACCAAAAUGUUGUGUAACUAUGUCCUUGUUCCUUGCUGUUGAUGGAAGUUCUCCUUUCCAGCAACAUGUUGUUUGCACUCAAACUACAGAUGGGAUCUGUGAAAUAGUUCCUUGUACACGGUUUUUCGCUUCAAAUGGUUCUGUUUUUGAGAUUGAGCAUAGCUACAGAAAACUCUGCGAAUUUCUUCAUAGCCCACCAUUCAUACUCCUGGCACAUCGAUGGAUCAUGAUAUCUGUAUAUAUUUUCUUUAUCACUAGUGUGCCAAAGUAUCUGUAAAAAGUGGUGGUCUGUCUAUCAAUUCUCAGUGUGUGUCACUGUUUUGUGACUGAGAGUCUUUUCCUUCCCUGAUUUCACACCACCUCCGCAAUGUGGCUUACCAUGAAA